Messenger RNA from Triplophysa dalaica, 9248 nucleotides. RefSeq names its product adenylate cyclase type 9-like. The transcript is spliced from 10 exons. Lineage: Eukaryota; Metazoa; Chordata; Actinopteri; Cypriniformes; Nemacheilidae. The record is from RefSeq and is a predicted model, not a curated record. The coding region runs from base 1405 to 5655 and encodes 1416 amino acids. Gene Ontology annotation, biological process: adenylate cyclase-activating G protein-coupled receptor signaling pathway; intracellular signal transduction; cyclic nucleotide biosynthetic process. Gene Ontology annotation, molecular function: adenylate cyclase activity.
GAGAGCAGCCCGCUUCCAUGUGCGCGCUCGCCUCCCUUCUCUUUUCCUCUCUCCGGAGCGCGCACGCACCGCUUUCUCUCCACCUCUGAUUUAUUCCGGAGACUGUUGGACGCGUAAAGACACCCGUCAGAUGGACGCUGGAGAUGGAGAUUUGGAGAUGGUGUAACGCGUACUGGCGCACCGGAGCAGCCGAAUACACACAGCCAUGAAGAGUUCAAACGAGCGGCGUUUGUCAGCGGUGACAAGCUGUGUACUGACGGAGAAACCGGCAUAGAAAACGGAAUUUGGAUCUCGGGGGGAACGCUGUCCGUGGAAAUGAUUCCUGAAGCGAAACCAAAGACGCAUUUCAUCACUGUGAGUCUGUGGAAAGAGCAGAAGAGAGAUGAUCUCUCUGUGUCGCAAUAAGAGAAACUUACACGACUUCUGGUAAACAAGGGGAAAUGAUUUCAUGUGUGAAGUGCAGAAGUUUUACAUGCGUAAAGAUGCGUGUGAACUGCUUUUAAAGCGCCACUUAAGUACCUGAUGGACGUUUGGGAAUUGAAUCGGCAUCAAUGGGAAUUGUGUGGAUUUAAGUUUUUGUUUUUAUGCCUCAUUCAGAUACGCGUUAUUUUAACGUCCUAUUUAAUCCCGAUUUAAAACUCAUGUAUGAUCUAAAGUGACAAUUUGGGAAGAUCGAAGCACUGUUUGAGGGAAUAGUUUCCUGUCAAGCCCUUUAACGGGCGUCACUGUCAGAAAUGUUGUUUUUAUUUCACUGCAUUGCUGUGCCGUCUGUGGUCAGUGUGAACGGACGCGGAGUUUUCAAUGAACGCGCACAGUGCCUGUGAGAAACAAAAGAGGGCGGAAGGCUUAUUUUUAGGAAACCGGAUUGAGUUUUUUUGAGCUUGUGUGUGUUGGACAGUGUAGAUGCGCAUUGUUUCCCAAGAGUUUUAGUUUGGAAGCUUGAGGUGACGUUUCAGUUUUUGUAUUUGUGUGCUCUGCUGGAAUGGAUAGGAGUAAUGCCAUAGCAUUAACGCUGACAUCCCUUUAAAUGUAUACCUUUGUGUGUCGUAUAGAUGCCUUUUCCUGUGCAAUGAAAGAGUUUGGGUCAAACUGCAUUUAAAAAUAGUCAAAACCACCAGACCCUAAUUCUGUGCUUUUAUUAUGUAAUGCUCGUUUUUCAGUGAAAGAACUGGAUUCACUUUUACUACGUAAAAAGGUUUGGAUAAGGAAUGACAGAAGAGCUGGCAGAAUGUGCUAUUGACGUAAUGAGGUGAAAUAAGCAAGUUAAAGGCUGGAACUGUCUAAACAACUUCUCUGUAACUACACGCAAAAGCUAUUCGGCCCAUUUUCCCAUCCUGAUUCUUUUUUUCCACACAAACAUCAUUUUUGGUCUAUUGGUCUCAGCUCGGGUUCGAGAUCCUCAUCAUGGCUUCUCCGCAACACCAACAACUGCUGGUUCACAACAGCGAGGUGAGCUGCGAUUCCAGUGGAGAUGGGCAGCCGUCUGUGCGUCUCAGCGGCGCUAAAGCACACAAACAGCAGCGCGGGAGUCUGGGAGCCAGCGCCAUGUGCAGCAUCUUAGGGGGCUCCAAACACUGCAAGUACAGCAUCUCUUCCAGCUGUAGCUCUGGAGACUCUGGCAUCCGCAAACCCAUAUUUAAAGGUUUGCGGACUCAGAGGAAGAUGCCACAGCUGUUUGAGAGGUCUGCCGGGCCCUUUUGGAACCCCAAGUUCGACUCGAACAUACUGGAGGAGGCCUGUCGGGAGCGCUGCUUCCCACAGACGCAAAGGCGCUUCCGCUGCGUGCUCUUCUAUCUGGCAGCCGCCAGCCUCCUCUGGGGAAUGUUCUUUAUCGCUAAUGCUGAUCGAUGUAAACAGACUGCCUUUUUGUUACCCACAGCAUCUUUCCUCCUCCUGUGCUGUCUCCUGUUUGUCUUCACUUUCACCAAGUUCUACGCCCGCUGCUACAACCAGGCCUCGCUGCUAGUCAUCGUGGUCACGUUUGCUCUCACGCUUGCACCGCAGGUCCAAACUUCAGGCUUCAGUGACUUUAGCGUUGAUCCCGUUAAGGUUGCCGAUGACACGGAUGAUUUCAGUGGUGCUGAGAGUGGAAAUCUCACUUUUGAAAGCCUCGCCGGUGGGGCUAAUGUGGCUCCGUGUAUGUCACCGGUCGGUACUUUCUCGCUUGGUAUGGAAGUGCUUUCCUUGCUCUACAGUUUCCUCCAUGUCCGUCUGUAUGCCUCUCUCCUGCUCGGUUUGCUCUACUCCGUGCUCUUUGAGAUGCUCGGCUGGAUGCACUUGUUUCAGGGCGACGGGUGGAGCCGCUCCUCUGAGGAACAUUUGGAAACGCUGUAUUGGCUGAUCCCAGGUAGAGCCAUCUUGCAUCUCUGCGCCCACAUCAUCGGUAUCCAUCUUUUCAUCAUGUCCGAAGUGCGCUCGCGAUGCACCUUCCUCAAGGUCGGCCAAGCCAUUAUGCACGGGAAAGACUUGGAGGUGGAAAAGGCCCUGAAGGAGCGGAUGAUUCACUCAGUGAUGCCUCGCCGGGUAGCGGAUGAGCUCAUGAAGCAAGGCGACGAGGACAACGACAACUCGAUGAAGCGAUACUCCACGGGAGCGGCGAUUGCCGGCGCCUCCAGCCCCAAGAGUGCCAAGCGCAAGAAGAUGUCCAUACCACGCGGUCAGAUCAUCUUUCGACCAUUCAACAUGAAACGCAUGGAGCCUGUCAGCAUUCUCUUCGCUGACAUCGUGGGCUUCACCAAAAUGAGCGCCAACAAGUCGGCUCACGCUCUGGUGGGACUUCUCAAUGACUUAUUCGGCCGCUUCGAUCGUCUGUGUGAGCUCACGUGCUGCGAGAAGAUCAGCACUCUGGGAGACUGUUACUACUGUGUGGCCGGUUGUCCCGAACCACGCGAGGACCACGCCUACUGUUGUGUGGAGAUGGGGCUCGGAAUGAUUCAGGCUAUUGAGCAGUUCUGUCAAGAGAAGAAGGAGAUGGUGAACAUGCGUGUCGGCAUCCACACUGGCACGGUGCUUUGCGGGAUUCUCGGCAUGAAGCGCUUUAAGUUUGAUGUCUGGUCCAAUGAUGUCAAUCUUGCCAAUCUUAUGGAGCAGCUGGGGGUUGCUGGGAAGGUGCAUCUGUCUGAAGCCACCGACAAGUUUCUUGACGACCGGUACCUGCGGGAGGACGGGCGAGUCGUGGAAAGAAUCGGACCGAGCGUGGUAGCAGAUCAACUUAAAGGUCUUAAGACGUAUCUGAUCUCCGGGAGGAAAGUGAAGAAUGCCCACUGUUCUCAGUCCGUUCUGAUGGGAACGGAGCUCCGAAAAUCCAUCAGCGUUGCAUCCUGCGCUCACACACCUGACCUGACGUCAUCGGCCUGCGCUCUCACACCGGACAGAGUAAAGUCCGCCUGUCCCUCGUGUAGCGUGUUGGCUUCAGAAGAUGGGAUGCUUCUUAACAACUGCACAGAUUCCGAUCAUAAAUCCAUCAACAGGAAGGGACCUUCUGGUAAGAAUCCGAAGACUCUUAAUGGCUUGUUAAGUCCACACCUGGAGCAGCACGUGGCCCACAGUCAGACAUCUCUGUGCGAGAUGCUGCAGGAGAAGAAGUGGGGUGGCGGCUUCAGCGGCAUGGGGACGAUGGAUCAUUCUGCCCUCAUCCCCCUGCGCUCCAAAAACUUCCGAGAGAGGAGCGACGCACACUUUGUGGACGUGAUAAAGGAGGACAGUCUGAUGAAAGAUUACUUUUUCAAACCGCCGAUCAACAAGUUGAGUCACACAUUCAUAGACAAGUCUUUGGAGAAGGCUUACAAGACCAGUUACCAAGAGGAGGUGAAGACGCAGGCUCCCGUCCAGACUUUCGCCAGUCCCACAUUCAGCUCUUUUCUGGACAUGCUCUUGUGUUGCUUUGUUUUUCUGGCUCUGUCAUUGGCUUGCUUCCUGCGGCCGCUGGUUGCUCAUCAGCCCCUGCCCACUCCUGCGCUCAUCGUGGCUGCAGUUUCAGCCGUGCUGGAGUGUUUGGCCUUGGUUCUGGCCGUCCGAAGAGCGUUUUAUCUGGAUAUGGUUCUGGACUGCACCAGGACACUCCUUUGGGCAAUCUCUGGCUGGGUUCCUCGUCACAUGAUCGGAGCGGUGCUGGUGUCAUUGCCUGCUGUGGCCGUCUUCUCUCACAUCACCUGUAACAUGCAUCAGUCCAUACAGUUCACCAUGUUCACCUGCUGUGCCGUCAUAGUUGCCAUCAUCCAGUACUGCAACUUCUGUAUGCUCAGUUUCUGGAUGCGUUCAAGCCUGGCGACGCUAGCUGUACUUACAUUUCUGAGCGUGCUCUGGAGUCCUCCAUGCAGCACUUGGGAGCGUUUCUUUUUGGGAUCCAGCGACCUCAACAUCACCGAUUAUGAAGUCCAGUCCUCUUUGAAAGCUUCGGGACCACAGGACCUGCUUGGCCCAGAGGCUCUGGUGGCCUUUUUCCUGUUAAUCCUUCUGGUUUGGUUUCUGAACCGAGAGUUUGAGGUUAGUUACCGUCUACACUACCACGGCAAUGUGGAAGCCGACCAACAUCGCAUCAAGAUCCAAAACAUGCGUGACCAGGCGGACUGGCUCCUGCGGAACAUCAUCCCCAUCCACGUGGCAGAGCAGCUAAAGGUGACUCAGAGCUACUCGAAGAACCACGACAACGUGGGCGUCAUCUUCGCCAGCAUCGUCAACUUCAGCGAGUUCUACGAGGAGAGCUAUGAGGGCGGCAAAGAGUGCUACCGCGUCCUGAACGAACUCAUCGGGGACUUCGACGAACUCCUGCGCAAGUCCGACUUCUCCAACAUCGAGAAAAUCAAGACCAUCGGCGCCACCUACAUGGCGGCGUCGGGUCUCAAUGUGCAACAGUGCAGCGACCAGGCGCACCCGCACGCCCACCUGCGAGCCCUGUUCGAGUUCUCCUUGGAAAUGAUGCACGUGGUCGACGACUUCAACAAAAACAUGCUGGGCUUUAAAUUCAAGUUACGAAUCGGGUUCAACCACGGACCCCUCACAGCCGGAGUGAUCGGCACCACCAAGCUACUCUACGACAUCUGGGGCGACACGGUGAACAUCGCCAGCCGAAUGGACACCACCGGCGUUGAGUGCCGCAUUCAGGUCAGCGAAGAGAGCUAUUGCGUGCUUAGGGGAAUGGACCACGAGUUUGACUACCGCGGCACCGUCAACGUGAAAGGCAAGGGUCAAAUGAAGACCUACCUGUACCCCAAGAGCACAGACAGAGGACCCGUGCCAAAGUACCAGCUCUCAGUCUCACCGGAAAUCAGAGCACAGGUGGACGGGAGCAUCGGUCGCUCCCCCACCGACGAGAUCGGCAAUUUGGUGCCCGCCUCCAACGUCAGCAGGGUAGGCGCAUCGUUCUCCGUCAGCUCAGGGCUUACGGGACAGGGCUACUCAAGCAGAGACUUCACCGAGAAGGCAUCUGGCAGUGAGUGCUGCAGCAGUACGUCCAAAACUCAGCGAUCCUCGUCCGCCGUUGGCCUGACUUAUAGACCAGAAACCAACUUGAGUGGAAAGCCGGCCACAUUCGGUAUACCACCAAACCCAACGUUGACCUCUGAUGUGCCGGGUUCCAGACAGUCAGAAAACCUUGAGUCGAAGGCCACAGCAAAGAAAGAUGUUGAAUACACUGGAGAACUGACAAAACUCUGACAAGCCAGCGAUGUUGUCCUUAACCCUUUAAACAUGGGCUUGCAACCCUCUCCGUUGAGUCCACGGGGAUAGGCAUGCUUAGGAAUGUACGUAUCCUACACUCCUAAAAAUAAAGGUGCUUAAAAGGUUCUUCAGAGCGAUGCCAUAGACGAACCAUUUUUAGUUCCACAAAGAACCAUUCAGUCACAACCAUCUCUUUCUUACUUUCUUAUAAUCUGAAGAACCUUUUUUUCCAGCACAAAGAACCAUCUGUGAAACAGAAAGGUUCUUCAGAUGUCAAUGGUUCUUUAUGGAACCAAAAGGUACUUCUAUGGCAUCAAAGAGCCUUUUAAAGCAUUACUUUUUUAGGAGUGUACCGUAUAUUUGUGUGAAGUGGAACGUCUGAAUUAAAGCACACGAUGUUUGUACAGGAAGGCCCAUUACUGAUGUCUUGAGCAGGAUGACACAGUUCUUGGACUGUAGAGUCAGACCGGAGAACCACAGAGGAAUAGAAGGAAUGGUGCGGAAAUGCAUCGGGACAGCACAAACCACAUUUAUUCCCAUUUAUUUACGAUCAAUUUGAUACCAUUUCCAACUGCUCUUUCUGUUUUGUGAAUUAUUCAUUCUUCAGAUUUCUGUUAGUGAAGUGCCUUCAUUAUAAUAACAAUGUGUGAGGCAUUUUGAAAAACCUUAAGAAGAUUCAAGGUUGUCGAUUUGGUGUUAGAAAAUGCUUUUACUGGUUUAAGUUUAAGUUCUACCAGUUAUACAUUUAAAGUUGCAUUAUUUUAUAUUCUGUACCUUGUAUAUGUUUUUCCACUUAAUAGUAUUUAAGAGAAUGUUUGGACAAUUUUACAAAGCGUUUUGCAGAUUCAAAAAGGGCAAACCAUCAUACAGGUAAUGUCAAAAAGUCUCUUUGAAGAAGUGAAAUGUAGAUCAAGCUGUGGGCUCAGUUAUAAUCAAGACCAUCAAACAUUUUUACAGAAACUAUCCAUCUUGAUUUAAUUUUGUGCAGGGUUUGCAUCCUCCUGAUUUGUUUCCUCUCAUUAGUUUCAAAAUCGAAUCUUUGAAAUAACACGAAAUAGCAAGGUCUUAGCUGAUAACACGAUCAAAAAACAGUCUCAAAGGACAUAAACUGCAUCAGUGAAUUAGCUUCUUAAAGGAAUAGUUAUCCCAAAAACAUAAAUUCUGUCAUCAUUCACUCACCCUCUUAAUGUUUCAAACCUGCAUCCCAUCUUCCACAGAACACAAAAGAAGAUAUUUUGAAAAAAAAAAUUGGUACCUGGACUUCACUUGCAUUGGUUUUGCAUCCAUACCAUAGAGGCGAAUGGGGUCCAGUGCUGAUCGUUACCAACUUUCUUAAAAAUGUCUUCAGAAGAAAGAAAGUCAUACAGAUUUGAAAUGACGGAGGGUGAGUAAAUGAUGAGUAAAUGAUGAGUUUUUACUUUUGGGUGAACUAUCCCUUUAACUUUUAUUACUUAGAGAAGUAAAUGUAAGUAUCUUUAUAAGCAUGGCAACAAUAUGUAAAGUUAAAUCUUCAGAAUUUCACACUUCAAUGCAUGUGAUGUGCCUAGUGUUCCUAGUGAUUCAUCAGUGCACGCUAUUCUAGUGUUGACCGAUAGGCAAAGAUGUUUAAACGGACGUUUAGACUUGUUGGAGUUCCUGCUAAAAUCUUACUCAAUACAACAAUUUAAUGUUGCAGAUAAGAUACAUUUGAAACGUUUGUAUUGGUAUACACAAAGAUGUGACCUUCAGCCUCCUCGUCCCUUGAGACCUUCACAACCCCAGCAGGCUUAAUUCUUAUUUACAGGUGGAUGAAAUCAAGUCCAUCUCAACAUUGUUUUCUCAUUUAAUAUGAAUUUAUACUUUAAAGAGGGUAAAUGUGUUAUUUAAUGGUGACUUUGGGAAUCGUUGCCUUUAGCUGCAGUUUGAUGUGACAUAAAGAAAAAGAUCAGCCAUCUUGAUUAUUAGAAACUUAAGUAAGUUUUGUAAAUGAAGUCUCCGUAUUGGCAGAAUCGUGGGUAAAACAAACUGGCAAUAAUCUGGACAGCCGAAAUGGAGCAUGCCAGUUAAAUGUACAGAUUUUUGUGAAAUAUUAGAAUAGGUUAGAUUAUAGUUUCGACUCGCCUGCUUGUCUUUUGCCGUGCAAUAGUAAAGGGUAAAGUAUUGUAAGGGAUAUUAGACAGAUCUGUCGCUAUGUAUGUAUGUAACUUUGCACUGAUAUUGCAUCAAUUACUUGACUGUUUCGCUUCGAAAAUGAACGUCAUCUUUUUUCCUACUUUUGAUAAGAGUUUAAUGUAGUUGUUUCUAUCACUUAUAAUGGGAUACACUGUCAUAGUUUAGAGGGUUGUGUGCUCAAACUUUGGUGUUGUUGAUUUUCUCAUUAACUUGUCAAGAGACACAUUAAUAAUAUUCAUAAGAUUGUUCUUUGAUGAAACUACGUGACCUUAUGUAGAACUCUGCCGUGAUGCCAUACAGAAAAAAGGGAAUUGUUGUAAAAAAAUGAUUAAUUUGUCAAUUAGUUUUUUGUGUAUUAGUGCCUUUUACUUAUUAAGAAUGCAUCGAAAUGACAAAUGACACCCCUUGUUCAUUUUCAUACACAUAAUUCACGUCUGUGCUAUUUUCUUAAAAUAACUUUUUUUAGCGCUGUGCCUUUUCUUUUAAAGAAUUUGCUUACCAUGUCCAUGCCUGAUGUGUAUUCAAUCUGAAUGUGAAAAUUACAGGAUGAAUAUUGUCAUUUGACUCCAAGGUGCGAUUCUUAAAUAAGGGACUUAAACUCUGUGCUGAUUUUGAUGUGAACUUUUAUUUUAUUAGUGACACCUACGGUACUCAAUUAUUUAUGUUUCAUUGUAUAUGGGGCACAACCUUUAGACCAUAAUAAAAGCGCCGUUGCUGCCUAAAGGGGAAUAUGAGCACACAACCCUGCAGGGCUCCUCUGUUUUUAGAGAUGGAGAGCAAUAUAAAACUUGAUUAAGCAAAAUAAGCAUCGUGAACCGCUGCUUUAGGGCUUAAACUGUUGAUCUCAGCCUGAUAGAAAUAGAAAUGUACCUGAUAUGAACCGCUUGUCACAACUUUAUAGCGAGCAAUGAAAGGGCUGAACAAAUGCAUGAUAACAGAAGAGCCACUUUUUUAUUUCAUUUUCAUUUCGACCAGUUGAUGAUCCCAAGCAAUUUGAUUCCAGCAAUGUGAUACAACCUUGAUACACAACUUGUGUCUUAAUAGAUGAAUCACUGGAACUUUUCACCAAAGAGUUGAUUUAUUCAGAAUGUCUGAUUUUGACUUUUACUCUGUUUCUUCAGAGAUACUUUAUUAAGUCAUUUAUAAACUCGAUGUGUAAUCUGUAUCUGUGUAAACUCUGUUCUGUUUGUACAUAUGUAUUGCUCUCUGUGUCAACAUAUCAUUCUUUUUUGUGUUAUUUAUACAUAUACAUAUGCAUGUGCCAUACUGUUACAUCAGAGCCAAUGGAUGAUAAGGGAACGCUAAUAAUACAGUGUUAAAGUCUGCAUUUUGUCUGUUGAUUUUUUAAUUGACUUUACAAUCUUCUAAGCAGUAAUAUUGUGCACACAUGCAUUUCUACUUCUGUAUCUAAUACUAUAAAUAAAACUAUUAGUAACAGA